Molecule: messenger RNA, 179 nt
Organism: Perkinsus marinus ATCC 50983
Lineage: Eukaryota; Perkinsozoa; Perkinsida; Perkinsidae
Exons: 1
Molecular function (GO): protein binding
Source: RefSeq, a predicted model, not a curated record
CAAUCCACUCUACAUACUUGGCAUUGUCAGAUGGAUCUGGCGAAUGAAUUCGGGUGGACUCCUCUCUUAGCGGCAGUAUUCCAUGGUCAUGUUCGAGUCAUCGAAUUGUUGUUGAAGGCAGGUGCCAGCAUUAACUGUAAUGUGCUCCUUCUUCCUACUCCCUUUACCAUCGAAAUUAG